Maniola jurtina (meadow brown) is the source of this 1802-nucleotide messenger RNA. It is a transcript of the gene pll, whose product is annotated as serine/threonine-protein kinase pelle. The coding region runs from base 72 to 1535 and encodes 487 amino acids. NCBI's taxonomy places the organism in Eukaryota, Metazoa, Arthropoda, Insecta, Lepidoptera, Nymphalidae. The record is from RefSeq and is a predicted model, not a curated record. Gene Ontology annotation, biological process: signal transduction; protein phosphorylation. Gene Ontology annotation, molecular function: ATP binding; protein kinase activity; protein binding. The transcript is spliced from 10 exons.
UAGUUGUCAAAAAGUGUUUGUACAAGUUGGUGUUGUGAACUUUUUAAAAAACUAAAUACGUGACCCCAAAAAUGUAUAUUUACGAAUUGCCUUACGAUAUAAACAAGGAAUUAUGUAGACUUUUGGACAAUGAUGAAGACUGGAAAGAGUUAGCGGAACACAUGAACUAUUCUGCUUUUGAUGUGAACGAAAUUCAGCAGAUAGCAAAACGUCAAGAAAUAUCCCCAACAGCACAGCUACUGACUCAAUGGGCCCAACUCAACCAUAAAGUAGAAGAAUUGUUCAUGUUGUUAUACCGUAUGAAGCAUAUCACAGCAUUGAGAUGCCUAACGCCUGUAGUGGAUAAACCAUUCCAUAGGCUUCUACAGAAACAUGACAGCAAGGCUUUGAAAGAGAAACAUUCAUUAUCUUAUGAAGGUAAUCUGAACAAGCAGAAAACACAAAAAGUCAAUGGCAGUGAAUCUUCUAUACCUCUACCUGUAGUACUCUUUGAAGAGCGUCGUCACGUCCCAACGCGAAGUGACGCUGUGGUGACAACGCAAACCGAAUCCUCAAAUACGGACAGUACUAAGAAUACAUCAUCAACACACGGCAGACCCGAUAUAUUUGACGACGAGUUCCUCAGAAAUGUAUCCGCCAUCCCAAUGUUGAGUUACGAAGAUCUGAGGGAAGCGACCAAGAACUGGAGCGAGAGUAAUCUCCUGGGAAAAGGUGGAUUCGGACAGGUUUAUAAAGGAGAAUGGAAACUCUUGCCGGUAGCAGUCAAGAAACUCAGCAGCAACGACGCUAAGAACAAAGAGUUGAUUCGAGAGAUGUGUCUCAACCAGUACCGGCACGACAACAUACUGCCGCUCUACGGGUACAGCUUAGGAGGUCCGGAAGCGUGUUUAGUGUACCAGUUGAUGGCAGGUGGUUCUCUCGAGCAAAGGCUGCGCCACAAGACUGUACACCCACCUCUGUCAUGGGCACAGCGGUACAGGAUCGCGCACGGUGUUGCCAGAGGUCUGCAAUACCUGCACACGAUGGCAGGCACGCCGCUCAUACACGGCGACAUCAAGCCGGCCAACAUUCUGCUGGACCAAUGCACCAUGCCCAAGAUUGGCGACUUCGGUCUCGCUAGGAAGGGGCCUUAUGGAGAUGAUCGGACGCAUUUGAAGGUUUCCAGAGUCCACGGUACGCGUCCAUACCUUCCCGACGAGUAUCUCCGCUCGCGCUGCCUCUCCCCAGCCGUUGAUGUAUUCAGCUUUGGAGUGGUGCUGGUUGAAAUGGCCACCGCUUUGCCCGCUAUAGACCGCACCAGAUCUGUGCUACUACUGAGCGAUUAUACGCACCAGCUGGCAAGGGAGGGCGUUGAUUUUGCAUCGCUCGAAGACCGAAGCCUCCAAGCCAUACAAAACUCAAAUCCGCAAUUGUGCAGAGAAUUCGUAGCCAUCGGCCUCCACUGCACGAAGUAUAUGAGACAGGAGAGGCCGACCAUGUUCGACGUUUACAAGACUUUGGAUGCCAUGGAACUGCCGGGGAAACAGUAUAUCUAGCAAAAUCAUUGCCGGCUCACUACUGAGCACGGGUCUCCUCUCAGAUUGAGAAGGGUCCAUAGUCAGCCACGUUGGCCCAAUGCAGAGCAAACUUUGAUAAUAUUAUGGUUUCCUCCACUGCACGAAGUAUAUGAGACAGGAGAGGCCGACCAUGUUCGACGUUUACAAGAUUUUGGAUGCCAGGAACUGCCGGGGAAACAUUAUAUCUAGCCAUAACCAUCAUCAUCAUGAUCAACCACAUAUGUCCACUGCUGGACAUAUGUUUCU